AUGGUGAACGGAGUCGUGGACGAGACAGUGUUAGACUACUACGUGGUCCUCCCGAUGGACGACUGCGGGCACAUCCCUCUAAAUCAAGCCAUCUUAGGCCACGUGGCAAAGAGCAGUACUCCCCCCUUCUGUUGCGAACAAGACACUGGGGCCUUGUUGUUGAAGAGAGACAUGUACGAGAUCACCAUCAGCUUGCCUCAGUUUACCUAUAACAAGAUCGUGGUCGUUCCAGCUGGCAGCAACUACUCGUAUGACUUCCUUGAUGAUGGUGUGGUCAUUGAUCUCGUAGACCUGACCACAACCACGACGACCACCUCGACGGCUUCCUUGACUGCAACGUCUAAGACGAUGACAUCCACGUUGACGGCAACCUCUCUCACCAGCACUAGCAGUGCAACCGAGUCAACCACCGUCACCGGCGACUUGGGUGGAAGUGGCUGGGUGGACAGCACGAUGCAGACGCAGUUGGCCCCUGUGCUGAUGGCAGGGCUUGCGCUAGUUGUCUUUGGCUGA
Molecule: messenger RNA, 513 nt
Organism: Symbiodinium sp. CCMP2592
Lineage: Eukaryota; Dinophyceae; Suessiales; Symbiodiniaceae
Source: the annotation of a GenBank genome assembly